UGUGUUUGAGUGGGAGGGUGGGUGGUGUGUGAAAGUGUGUUUGUGCGUCCCAGAGGCCACAGCGCGCAGCUUGUCUCCAUUUGGUUCCAUUGUUUGCGGCGAAGACUGUUAACCAUGAACCUGUUCUGCUUCACACUGGAGGGUUCCACAGACAGCAUUUAUGAACCAGCGUACAGCCAAACACUGAAGGAAGUGUCCAAGUACCAGUGCAGCCCUGCUCUUCUGAGGCGCAAAGCUGAGUGGAGGGGCUCAGAUCCAUCCAUAAACUCUAACCGACCUCAGAGUGCCACAAAAUUAAAAAGGGACAACAGAAGAUCAUGUGUGCCAACAUCAGCCUUGGAUAAUGAAAUAUUAGAAAGAGACAUUAAUCAUACUUGCUGGAUGUCAUCUGGUGACAAGAAGGACCUAUUUUACCAAAAGAAAGUCCAGAGCAGAGAGACGUGUAAAGCUCCCAGUCAGAGCAGCAAGCAGACAAGAGACGACAAAGUAAAGGAACUGAGUUCUGACAGGACACAGUCGGAUCCACCGGCUGAGGCCAGUGAAACAACAGCAGACACAGCAGAACCAGUACAGGCUACAGGAAGACUAAAGAAGUUACAGAAUUUGGUCCAAGCAAAGAAGACACAUCAGACUGGAUCUAGAAAAGAGAAGAGCGCAUGUGAGACUAACAAUCAUUUGGCAGAAGUGGUGAGCAACAACAAACCAGCGCUAACCUGCAUCGCCCUGCGCAGGAGGACAGAGAAGAAGUCCUCUAAAACUGCUGCAUCGCCACAGCAGCUCCUGCAUCAACAGGCCAGAGUUCCUCAUGAAGACCCCCAGGAGGAAGGGGCUUGGAGUCCACAGCAUGGAAUUGAUAUGUGGAGCCCAUUUGAGUGUCCACAGCCCUGGAGUCCAUUCGACCACACCUGCCACCGACCCAGACACGAGCUGUGGGCCUGCAGUGGCACCAUGUCGCUGCCCCGGAACGCAGAAUGGGAUCGUUUUGAGAGUCUGAUACAGGAACUGGACAGCAAACAGUCGAAUCUGUCUCCCCCACAAAUGAUCCGCUCCAUCACAGACCUGCACCUCUCACAGAACCCACUGGCCAGAUGUGGGAGACUUGACGCCCUCAGACAGCAAUCGUCUUUAAUAAAACCACAGGAUAACAGAAGUUGUCCGCAAAAGCAGGAGCAGAAGAUUGAGCUGCCUGUAGUGUGGCUGCAGAGGAGGGAGGUGGAGACCUCAUUACAGAGUGACAAGAAGCAUGUCAAGGCCUCACCAGAGACGACGCUGACGGCCCUCAUCAAAAGAGACAUACGGAAAGAUGAAGCAGAGAAGAGACAAACUGACCAAGGAAGGCCGCUGACUAUGGGACACAGGCGGUCCAGCAACUCUCUGGAAAGCCUCUACAGUCACAACAGUGGACAAAGCUCCUCAAGUGGAGUCACCAGUGGGUCAGACUGCUCCAGUAACAGAGACAGUCUGAGGCUGGACGAUGAUCUAUUGUACACCAGACAGUUGUGUGGCAGAGCAAGAGUCCAUACAGACUAUGUGCCAAGUCCGUAUGACACUGAAUCCCUCAAACUUAAGGUGGGAGAUGUCAUUGACAUCAUCGCCAAGCCCUCCAUGGGAAUAUGGACAGGCAUGCUGAAUGGAAGAACAGGAAAUUUCAAGUUCAUUUAUGUGGAUGUACUAACAGAAGAGAGUUCAAAGACACACCAGGAAACCCAUAUCCAUGAAGUGAGCCAUAAAUCAACUGUCCAUGAAGUGUUAAAGCGACUCAGUUUAGAGGAGUACUCCUCGUCUCUGCAGCUGAACGGUUACCAAACAGUAGACGACCUGAUGAGGCUGAGGGAGCAUCACCUGAUGGAGCUGAAUGUGACUAAUCCGGAGCACAGGCAGCGUCUGCUCGCCGCCGUCGACUCCUUGCAGCAACUGGGCUCUGUCAGUCAGUUGGAGAACGAGGCCUGUCGGGAGGCCAAGACUUCCAGUGAGAGCAGGAAGGCAGAUAUGAACAACUGCCCAAGAGACUCCGGCUGCGACAUGCCACCCGACAGCCCCGACAGCAGCACGGCGAAGGCAGACUUUCAUUUAAAAGAAUCAUUCUAAUGCUGGUUUUAUUCCUGCUGCUGCUGUUGAUUUGACUUGUGAAUCAAAGGCUGUUUUUUUUUUUGUUUUUUUUUUAAAUUUGCUGCAACUGUCUAACUUCUGAUGGGGUUCAAUAGAACACACACGCUGAGCUUUUUACCACUUCAGCUCCAGCUGGAUGAGUGUCUGUUAGCUGUAAAAGUUUGUUUCUUGAAAUAAAAUGUUUUAUGAAUCGG
Molecule: messenger RNA, 2303 nt
Organism: Amphiprion ocellaris (clown anemonefish)
Lineage: Eukaryota; Metazoa; Chordata; Actinopteri; Pomacentridae
Gene: samsn1b
Product: SAM domain, SH3 domain and nuclear localisation signals 1b
Exons: 15
Coding region: 115-2088 (657 amino acids)
Molecular function (GO): protein binding
Source: RefSeq, a predicted model, not a curated record